GUUUAAGCUUAUCGAACUUCACUUCUGCGCAAAAAAAAAAAUGUCGAAUCUCGGAGAACCUUUUCGGAUCUCGCCGGAACAUCCCAGCGGCGGAAGACCCUCUCUCCGGCAACAAGAAACCUUCGGCCAUGCCGAUCCGCGUGUCCCACUUCUAAACCUUUCAACGGUUAAAACGAGAAUGGAUUCCCUGCAACACUUCCUAUCUCAAUCGGUCAACACAAACACUUUGGUCUCCAAAGAUGAGAUGGAUCUCGUCUCCUCUGAAAUCGCGUCCGCCAUCCACCAAAUCAUCGUCAACGGUGCGGCCCUCCUCUCUUGCGCCCAAAAAGCCCAUUACCCAAACCCGACUCCAAUCCGGAACCCGACUCCAGAACCGAAACUCGAGGUCGACGAUUACGAUGAAGGAGAGUCCGAGAUAAUCGAGUUAGAUGCGGUCGAGUUGCUGUCGGAACAUUUACAUUUCUGCGAAAUUUGCGGUAAAGGGUUCAAGCGCGACGCCAAUUUACGGAUGCAUAUGAGAGCUCAUGGGAAUCAGUAUAAAACUCCCGAGGCGUUAGCGAAAAAAACAGGUAAUAAAGGGGAAGUGAAGAAUUGGGGUCGGAAAACCCGGUUUUCGUGCCCCUAUGAUGGGUGUAACAGGAACAAGAAACAUGACAAGUUUAGGCCGUUGAAAUCUGUUAUUUGUGUAAGGAAUCAUUUCAAGAGAAGCCAUUGUCCGAAAAUGUAUGGUUGUAAUAAGUGUCAUAAGAAGAGUUUUUCGGUUUUUACUGAUUUGAAGAGUCAUUUGAAGCAUUGUGGAGGUGGGGAAGAGAGUAAGAAGUGGAAGUGUAGUUGUGGGAAUAGCUUUUCUAGGAAAGAUAAGCUUUUCGGACACGUGUCGUUGUUUGAAGGGCACAUGCCAGCUGUUAUGGAGGAGGAGGAUCGGAAGUUGAAAGGAGUGGUAGCAAUGGAGGAAGAUGAGGAAAAGGAGGAGGAGUUGAUGGAGAGGGAGGGGUGGUUGGAAGAUGGGUUUUUUGAUGGUUUGCUUGAUGGGUUUGGCUCUUUUGAGGAUUACUGUUUGCAAGAUGUGUUGGCACCGUCGCUUGAUGGGUUGUAGCAUUUUGGCAAGGGCAUGAUAUAGGUAAAUUUUGUUUUCUUAUAUGUUCAUGUGUAUGUUUGUUGUAAUUCUUUGUAAUAAGACUGUAGGUAUUUAUUUUUCCAAUAAUCCCCCUUAACUUCUUGUGACAAUAGCAUGUUCUUCCUAGUGUUCGUUUACUUGCAGAAAUAAAGAAUGGAUGAUGUUUGAUUAA
Theobroma cacao (cacao) is the source of this 1289-nucleotide messenger RNA. RefSeq lists its product as uncharacterized. The record is from RefSeq and is a predicted model, not a curated record. NCBI's taxonomy places the organism in Eukaryota, Viridiplantae, Streptophyta, Magnoliopsida, Malvales, Malvaceae. Gene Ontology annotation, biological process: response to aluminum ion; response to acidic pH.